CGUCACAAAUUAAUUGGCAUUUAAAUAACAAUUCAUAAUCAAUGUAAUUACCACCUAACUUUUGAAUCUGAAAUUGGACCUAGGUGCAUUAACUUCCGUGUUAUUCCUAGCUGAUGAUAGAAAAGAGCAAAAUUGUGAAGGUAUUUUGUUAACGGUUAGAAAAAUCACGCCUCCGCUUCGGAUUAUUAAUACUGGGGCCAAUCCACUAUGAGAUGUACCCCAAAGAAAUUGGCAUUACUGCAUUAUCUUAUGGAGAUCGGUUUAUACCUCGACGCUAUUUUUCGGAUAGCCUAAAGAGAAACCUUAAAUUUGUAACCAAAAAUAUGGAGAAAGAUGUCCUCAAAGUACGUUUCGCGGCUAAUUACUGGAGGCAAAAUAGCCUGAAAAUUGCAAUAAAUAAAGUUUUCAAGUUGAAAGAGGAAAGAAUUCUGCACCUUAGUGAUCAAAUAGUAAAAGGUUUAGAAAAUAAUGCGAAUAUUUUGGAGUGCCUUAACGAAUAUUCAGAUGACUACGAUUGGCGUUGCAUUCCUCGCUCGAAACCACUUGCAUUUGCCGAGACUACACAUGAUUCACCAGGAUUUGACUCAACUUUUGAUCCUAAUAUGGUGGAUUGGUCCAUUAAUGAACAAAUUGUAGCAUCUUUCGGACAAGAUGUGAUAAUUUGGAAACGAUCCGAUGAUGUUACCAUGUUAUUUAAUGUGAAAAGUAUAAAGUCCUUGGCUUAUUCUCCCGAUGGAAAAAUACUGGCGAUCGGAUGCAAAACAAACGAAUAUCCAGUUUUAGAAUUGUGGAAAGCUGGUUAUUCAACAAAAUUUGUGGUUGUAAAUGGGAAAGUGUUCUCUGCAGACCAUUCUGAUUUGCAUAGCAUAGUCUGGAACCCCACGGGAACUCAAGUUAUAUGUGGAACUGGAUCAGGAUGCUUGUACAUACUUUCUGUUCCCGAUUUGAAGGUACUAAGAAAAGUUCAUCGCCAUAAGAUGCCUAUAGUUAGAAUUAAGAUCUCACCGCAUAUGAGGUACCUAGCUAGUGGAGAUACAGGAGGAAACAUUGUGAUUUAUAAUUGGAGUUCAUGUGACGUGUAUCUUGUUGUAUGUUCAAAACGAAAGCUUCAUACCGAUUUCGAUUGGCACCCUUGGAACGGCGAGGACCUCGUUAUAGCCGAAAUGGUUCCUGCAUCAAUAGUUAUGCUCCAUGUUCCAAGCAAAGAAAUCGUGGCUUACUAUCAAAGGAAAGAUCGAAGAAUUAUUAUCAACUACAUAACUUUUAGCAAAAUUACGGCAGAAUUGCUUGUUAGUGUUUCAAUGGCAGACGACGAUGGCUGCUGGGAAUUUAAAAUUCUUGUGAUGUCUUCUCUCAAUCGUGUUGUGGAUUUGUUAUAUAUACAUGAAAGUGGUGCCCGUUUUGUAGUAUGGAGUCCUGAUGGCACUAGAUUGGCUACAUCUGGCAAUGAUGAAACUUUAACGAUAUGGAACUUUUGCCCGGAGAUUAGAACAGACAGCUCUACCUUAGGAAUUACACGUGAUGUAAAUUGUUGUAGUUUGGAUGCUAAGUUCGGUAGAGUUUUUAAUUCGUGGGCGUGCCUCAAGUAACUAUUUCCAUUUAUGUGCGAUUUAAAGUCGUGUUUUGUUUACAAUUUCGUUGUUAUAUUAUAUUUAAAUUUAUAAAUAUGUGAUAUUUAUUACAAAAUAAAUAUUUACUGUUGUGAUUUUAUAUAAAUACACCUAAAUACCUACAUAAAGUUUUUGCGC
Anastrepha obliqua is the source of this 1748-nucleotide messenger RNA. RefSeq names its product protein cortex (gene cort). The record is from RefSeq and is a predicted model, not a curated record. Lineage: Eukaryota; Metazoa; Arthropoda; Insecta; Diptera; Tephritidae. The transcript has 7 exons. Gene Ontology annotation, biological process: positive regulation of ubiquitin protein ligase activity; anaphase-promoting complex-dependent catabolic process; positive regulation of anaphase-promoting complex-dependent catabolic process. Gene Ontology annotation, molecular function: anaphase-promoting complex binding; ubiquitin ligase activator activity; protein binding. Gene Ontology annotation, cellular component: anaphase-promoting complex. Bases 213 to 1589 code for a protein of 458 amino acids.